GCAUGUCUGUGUGACUGUGGGGUUUGGUGGAUUCAGACGCCAUUUAGAUGCCCCAAAGCACACACUCAUCGCUGACUCUCACCAUCAUCUUCCUCAUCAGACAUUAUCCACGGGCAACACUCAGGAUCAAAAGCAGGCAUGGAGUCAGGGUCUGAAAGAAAUGCUGGACUGGAUUCUGCACCAAGGGGGAAAGCUGGUCUGGAGUCUGGUGAGGACUGGAUUCCAGAAGAUGUGGCUCAAUGGCUGGAUCACAUUGGAGUGUCUCAGGAGCACGAGCCCGAGCCCGACGGAGGUCUCUCUUUGUACCAUAGUUUCCCAGGAGCCUUUGCACUGGAGGAUGUGGUUUUGUGCCCCCCAGAGACAGUCCCCUUCACCAUCAACAAUGACCCCCCCUCAAUGACCACCCAUCCACUGUUACUGUCCACCCACCCCACCCAUCCCACCUCCACACCUGCCAGGGAACCAGGUGAUGCAGCCUUGGCGUUUGUGUCCCACCCCUGUGUGAGCGCCAUGCAAGGAGAGGAGGAGGAGGGCAGGAGUCUUCUCUCAAACACCAUACAAGAACAAACCAGCUACAGGGGAGGCGGAGGAGGAGGAGGAGGGCCUCAGAGUGACAACCUGAACCCCAUGCAGCCCUCCCAGGUGGCCUCCCCACCGCCCAGCAGUACAGACUGUAGCGGCCCCCCCACCUCAGACAGCCAACUACCACCUUACCCCCUUACCUUCCCUCACCCCCCACUAGCUCACCCCCAGUUCCCCGAGCUGCGCUGGGCUCGGCAGGAGCCUCAGGGGCAGGAGCAGCAGGCUGACGGUAGCUCCCUGGAGAAACAUGGACCCCCCCAGCCCCCCCAACCCUCCCUCCAGCCCAGCUUAGAGGAGCUGCCGAGCUACGAGCAGGCCAAGGCCCAGACCCAGGGACAACGCCACCACCAGGACCAGCUCUAUUACACACUGGAGGACCAGGAGAGCCUACCUGGCCCCUCUCACACCCCAGACAGACAGCCCUCAGCCUGGACCAGCUUAGCUCCCGACAGCCGCUCUGAGACCUCUAGCCCUGACACCAACACUGACCCCUCUCCUUUCUCCAGCCCCAGCCCCAGCCCACCCCUGGGCCCUCAGCAAGGCUUUAUCUGUGAUGGGGAUGAGGCUGAGGGUUUGUCUAUCUGGGGUGGAGCGGCCAUUGGAGUCUCUGCUCUGAGGGAACUGAAGCAGGGUCAUGUGUACUCCCUCAGCCAGAGGAUCCUCCAACUCAGCAUUGAGACCAAUGGAACUAGUAACCCUCCCUCUAACAACCCCUCCCCCUGUUACCCUGCACCCCUAAACCUAACCCCACUCACAGGAUCAGGAGACCCCCGCGGACCCCCGCCAGAGUAUCCCUUCAAGCCCCCCCAGUCGCCCCCCUGCUCCCCCUCAGGGAAACCCCAGCCCCCCUCCUCUCCCUCUGAGCUAGGCCCUCUCUUCAUCGACCCCCCCUCUUCCACAAUAAUGGACUGGUCCACAGCCCAGCCAACCAGAGCUGAUAGCAACCCCCCACCUGAGUACCAGAGCAGGCGGCACCACCCCGGGACCCUAGGGGGUCCCUCAGUCCAGUACCACCACAGUCCCACACCCUCCCAGAUCCUAUUUUCACAGACCCACACCUCCACCCUUCUCCCCAAGAUCCAGCCCCAGACUUCUACCCUUGUCUCUCAGCUCCAAGCCCAGCCUCAACAACCUACCCCAGGCCCCUCCGGUGCAGAGGUAGUCAUGGCAGCCAAGGUGCAGCAGAUGGUCCAGCUGCUGUGUGAGGAGAACCAGACUCUGAGACAGGAGCUGCUGACACACAGAGAGAAGGCCUCCAAACUGCACUGGUUAGAGGAGGAGCUCCAGAAGAUCUCUGAAGAGUAUGAUUGGCUGAUGAAGAGCUCGUCAAAGAGGGAGGGGCUGGACCGAACCAUGAGGUGCAAACUGGAGGGGGAGAUUAGACGCCUGACAGUCUUCAACAGAGACCUGAGAGAUUGCCUAGAGACUGCCAAUCAACAGCUAGCGUGCCGUGAGCCAGAAGGAGAGGAGGAUGGACAUGCUGCUGAGCUUAGAGAUGGACUGAUAGAGAAAGAGCGUUUGGAGGAGGAGGUGGAGGAGCAGCAGCAGAGGGCAGAGAGACUGGAGUCAGCUCUGAGCAGCGCCCAGCAGAGAGCUCUACACCUAGAGGAGGAGCUGCGUGUGAAGUGUGUGUACGCGGCGCGUGUGGAAGGGUUGCAGCAUGCUGUGGUGCAGUUGCAGACGACUUGUGAGAAGAGAGAGCAGCUGGAGAGACGCCUGCGCACACGGCUGGAGAGAGAGCUACACACACUGCGCACGCAACAGAGAGUGUGUGUGGGUGUGUGUGGGACCUCUGCACCAGGUGUGUGUGGGGGUGUAGGGGAGGGCAGUGCCCCUGCUCUGAGGGAGCUGCUGAGGCAGAGGGAGGAGAGGGUGCUGGCUCUAGAGGCUGACUCUACCCGCUGGGAACAGAAGUACCUGCAGGAGAACGCCAUGAGACACUUUAACAUGGAGACUACUGCUACAGCCAACGCACAGAGGGACACUCUGGUGGUACACUCUCGCAGUGGUAGCUACAGUGAGAUGGCGGGCUGCACACUGUGGCAGGAGGAUGGUGUACAGCAGGCUACCAGACGCUGCAAUGACAUGGAGCACAGGAUAAGGAACCUGUAUGCCCAACUGAUAGAGAAGGAUGCGUUGAUAAAGGUUUUACAGCAGCGGAACUCUCGCCAUGACCUCAGCGCCCUCCGCCCUGCCCGCUCCACCCCCUCCAUCUCCUUAGCAACAGGACUGCACCCACGACAAGCUUCUCAGACAGACGAGAGGAAAGAGAGAAACCUCCUCCCAUCCCUCCCCCUCCUCUCUUCCCCACCUUCCUCUUUAUCAACCACCUCCUCUCUCCCUCCUUCUGCUCUCUCCCUCCCUUCCAAUCUUGCUUUCUCAUCCACCAUCCCCUACUCCACUACACCUUCUCAUUCCUCCUCCACUCUUCCUUACUCCUCUUCCUCAACGCUUUCCCUAUCCUCCACCCUCCCUUUCUCCUCCACCCUCCCCCUCUCCUCCACCCUCCCCCUCUCCUCCUCCCUCCCCUCCACUCCUCUCCUGUCCUCCCAUUCUAAGACAGGCAGUAGAGACAGCAGCACUCAGACUGACAAAGGUUCAGAGACCCUCAAAAUCCUUCCCCUCCCCAGCAGAGCCUGGCUGGGAUUGGCCAGGACCCAGAGGACAGAUAAGACUAGAACCCAGCCCCCAAACCUACCAAGCACAGACUUAGUGGAGAUCCUAAUCUAAUGGACACGGAGGGAGGGAGAGCGAGAGAGGGUCUUGUGAAGCUGCUGCUGAAGGACUAAGGAUGAAACAAAUUAAAGUAUUGAUGGCUGACUGAUAGAAUAGAAUAGAGGAGAGAGACUGGCAGAGGAGUUGUGAUGGAAACUGGAGGCUCAUUGGAUGGUAGAGAGAGAGGGAGACCUCUGCCCUGCUCUAAAACGGUGCCUUUAGUCUGUCAAAGUUAUUUCCAAGGUGCAUUGCGUUGCUUUUCUGGUGUGUGCUCAUUCACCCAAGACAAGUGGGUGUGCGUGGGUGUGCGUGCGUGCGUGUGUGUGUUUUCAGUUGUUAAAUGCAUUUCAGAGGCAAUGUUACUUUGUUGUAAAGCAUGCAUUUUUGUUCAAAUGAACUGUACAGAAAGAUUAGAUUUGUAAAACUUGUAUUUCUGCUGAGAGUAAGAAUUGAUUUUGUCCACAAAGAGAUUUCAAACUUCUUUGAUUUUUAAGUGAAUUUUACUGUGCUGAGUGACAAUUAAUAUAAACAUGUACUCUGUCUCCCCCUGA
This is a messenger RNA of Coregonus clupeaformis (lake whitefish), 3848 nucleotides long. RefSeq names its product angiomotin like 1 (gene amotl1). Gene Ontology annotation, biological process: regulation of cell migration; angiogenesis; hippo signaling. Gene Ontology annotation, cellular component: bicellular tight junction; cytoplasmic vesicle; plasma membrane. The transcript is spliced from 12 exons. NCBI's taxonomy places the organism in Eukaryota, Metazoa, Chordata, Actinopteri, Salmoniformes, Salmonidae. Bases 139 to 3312 code for a protein of 1057 amino acids. The record is from RefSeq and is a predicted model, not a curated record.